This is a messenger RNA of Aspergillus candidus, 1084 nucleotides long. Its product is annotated as putative mitochondrial outer membrane protein (Sam35). Gene Ontology annotation, biological process: mitochondrion organization. Bases 149 to 1039 code for a protein of 296 amino acids. Gene Ontology annotation, cellular component: SAM complex. The transcript is spliced from 3 exons. The record is from RefSeq and is a predicted model, not a curated record. Lineage: Eukaryota; Fungi; Ascomycota; Eurotiomycetes; Eurotiales; Aspergillaceae.
GGAUAUUGUUCACUCCAUCCAUCUUCAAUCGACCACACUUGUCUUUCGUUUCCCUCUCUUCUCCCUUCUGUUCUUGCCAGUUAUAUAGUAUAGCUGGUCUCCAUUUCCCACUCUAUUGUUUUUCCUUUUCUUUCUUUCCGUACGUUCAAUGACCUCCGACAACCACGAUACCCCCGGCCAGGCGCCGCCCACUGCCCCCGUAACGCGCGCUCGAGACUACUUCACGGUCCCGGCUCCGAUCAAACGCAUCUUCGAUCAAUUCCCGCUCAUCACGUACUCUCCCAAUGAACUACCCCAGAGCGCGUGGGCCACCCAGCACGGCAAUCGGCUAUUUGUCUUCGCGGAUCCGGGGAGUGCAAGACGGGGAAGACCAUCCUUCAACCCGCAAUGUCUCAAGUGGCAGGCCUACUUGAAAUUCGUGGGAAUCGACUUUGACCUCGUGCCCUCGACGAACCACGCUUCCCCCACGGGGGCCCUUCCAUUCCUCCUUCCUGCCCACCCCGUCGGCGGCAACACCCCGAUCCCGUCGGGUAAACUGCAGAAGUGGGCAAUCGAACAGGUCCACUGCGAAGAGGAACAACAAUUGAACUUGCGCUUCGAGGUGUAUGCGUCGUUGCUGGAUAACCGGUUACGGAAUGCCUGGCUCUACGCCCUCUACUUAGACCAGGCGAACUUCAACGCCGUCGCCCGACGGAUCUACGUCGAGCCCUCGACCACCAACGGGCUUGUCCGGGCUGCCCUGUCGUUUCAGCUCCAGCAGGCCGCGCGGGACGAGCUGCUCAAGACGGCGGAAUACAUCGACGCCAGUGCGUUGGAGGCGGGGGCGGGCGAGGCCUUGGAAGCCCUGGCGACACUCCUCGGAGACGACCAACAUUUCUUCGGCCGGCCGCACCCGGGUCUGUUCGACGCCAGUGUGUUCGCUUACACGCAUCUGAUCUUGGACGAGCGAAUGGGUUGGAAGCGCAACCGGCUGGGACAGCUGCUGCAGCAGCACGAGAAUCUGGUACAACACCGAGAGAGGCUGUUGAAGUUUUUCUAAAUACGAAUAAAGAAAAAAAGAGGAAACAAUAGACAUGUACACUAC